AUGAAUAUUUGUGACUUACUCAAAGAAGAUUGGUCUCCUAAAAAGGAAAUGGAUAUUUUGACAGCCAAUCAGGGCUCUCCUGGAAACCAAUCAGUUGAUAUGGAUUUCGCUAAUCGGCAAUGUGACUCUAACAUUACCCUAUGGCAGUUCUUGUUAGAAUUACUUCAAGUCGGGGAACACCCAAAUUUGAUUCAAUGGACCAACAGGCCAGGAGAGUUCAAACUUCUCGAGGCUGAAGCUGUUGCUAGACUAUGGGGCCAACGGAAAGCCAAACCUCAGAUGAAUUAUGAUAAAUUGUCACGUGCAUUGAGAUAUUAUUACGACAAGGAUAUCAUAAAAAAGGUUAUUGGGCAGAAGUUUGUCUAUCGUUUUGUUAACUGCCCCGACACUUCGUUUUCAACCUCAUCUCAACAUAGGACUCAUGUUCUGGGAGUGAAGAAUGUUCCUCAUUCUUUGAGUUCUCCACAGAUGAAAGACAUUAAAAGUGAAUAUCCUAUUAUCAGCGAUCUGUUCGAUACUAGUACAUCACCCAUGAUAAGCCAAGUUUCAUCACCAGAAAACCAAGUAACACCCAUGCGUUUCACUACAGCUGAACAGCUGGCAGCCAUAAAUGUUACUAGUCAUAGCAGCACCAGUAAUGAAAGUCCAUCACCCACUGAGAGUUCUUGCUCUCCGACUAGUGUCGCAUCAUCUGUAAGUAAUGUCACUGUCCCUUCCCUUCCUUUGGCAUUGCCAGGGCCAUCCCGUCCGAGUUCUGUUCAAAGUGAUGAUAGCCAGUCAAGAAAGCGUAAAUCCAGCCCUAUCCCACAAAAAGAAAGCAGAAGACAACGCCCCGGACCUCUCAAUUUGAGUGCCACGCAGUAUCUCAACCCUACAUUACCCUAUUCUGUAAUAUCACCAUUAAAUAUAAUGGCUCAAAUGUCUCCAUUUAUGUUACCACAGCAGUUGCAACUUUUCGCCUUGGCGUCUGCAUCUAUAUACGGGCCUAACUCUCCGAUUAUGAACGCAGUCAUCAGCCCCUUCAGGUCUCCUUUAUCAACACCUAAAGUUCCUGCUCAACCUAUUUUCCAAUUCCCUCCAGUUUAG
Auanema sp. JU1783 is the source of this 1086-nucleotide messenger RNA. NCBI's taxonomy places the organism in Eukaryota, Metazoa, Nematoda, Chromadorea, Rhabditida, Rhabditidae. The record is from the annotation of a GenBank genome assembly.